AUGGUAUCAUACUAUGCCGCGCGGAAGUUUGCAGUGCAAGCGGACCCGGCACCCAUUGAGCAGGAACCUCCAGAAGGGCCCCUUGACAUCUCUCAGGCGGCAGGCCCUUCACUUCCAGGUUCCCAAGUGCUGGCUAGCACAGCACAGAUAGAGACCGGGUGCUCUGUAUCCUACUAUGGCUCUUUGGCGGGGCGCGGAUUGAGACGGGCAGGGGUGGUGCUGUCAGCUGCAGAUGCGGCAGUGCGUGACGGGCAUGCGGGCCUCCAAAACUUGCAGCGUCGGCAGAUUUUGGGCUCGCUGGACGCUGCUGGCACGGUGGAGGAGCUGCAGACGGUGCUUGGGAAUCGCUUGGCGGAGAUGGAUAGCUUCUCAUGCACCAUGGCCUUGCACCGUCUUGCGCGCCUCAGCCACGAUGUGGACAAGCACAUCAAGUCGCAACCAGGCAGAACCAGAGGGGUUUCCCAGCGUGAGCAGCGGCUCUGGCGGGACCGGCUGUCAACGCAAGUGCGUCGGCACCCUUCUUGGCGGAUUCUUCUCGAGAGCUUGAGCUCGCCAGACGCCAUGAAGGAAGCGGAGCCGCGCCAGCUGGCCAACAUGGCCUGGGCAGUCGCGCGCCUUCGGGCACCGGAUGGUCUCCCGCUGCUGCGUCUCGCGGCCCAUCGAUGCGCAGUGCGAGACGGCCCCGGCAAAUGGGAUGCCAUGAGCACCUCGCUGAUCCCCUGGAGCUUUGCCACCCUCAGCGCAGAUCUUGACCCAGAGCUACGAGAGCUGGUUUCCUCUGUCGGGUCGGUGGUCCGUGAGCAGGGUAGUGCCAGCUGGGGGCCUGGCGACUUGUCACGAGUCAUUUGGUCCUGGGCGAAGCUCUUGCAGCGCGAUGACGCAUUUUUCCGCCGCUGCAGUUGUUUGGUGGACUCCCGUCUGUCAGAAUACACGCCCAGUCAGCUGGCGCAAACUGUGUGGGCCUAUGCCACAGUCGCGCCGCAGGAUGCUUGCUCCCACCUUUUUCCAAAGGCGGUAAAGGCCAUGCUUGGCACGCAUUCCGAGGGCUUGGCAGCAUACACGCCCCAGCACCUCGCAAUGGCGAUCUGGUCAUUUGCCGCAGUACUCUUCCGGCCUGAGGAGCUGCUCGAAGAAAUAGGCAGAGCUGUGCCAGACAAGCUGGAAAAGCUCAACCCACAAGACAUCUCCACGACAGCUUGGGCAUUCACGACCUUGCUGGCCAAGGACAGGCACGUCUACGAAGUCCUUGCUUCCACCUCAGUCCGCACUAUAUCCGAAUUCAACAACCAAGAUUUGUCCAACACAGUGUGGGCAUUCGCAUCUGCGGGUGAGUACGAUGAGUCCCUGAUGGAAGCAGUGGCAGCUGAGACAUGCCGCCGAAGUGACUUUCAUGGGCAGCACUUGGCCAUGGUGGCCUGGGCAUUCAUCACCCUGCGGCACCGGCACGACCAACUGCUGAAUUUGAUCGGGGAGGUGACCAACGGUCAUCGAGGCCUGGGGACUUGGAGCAACGCCAAGCUGCUGGCCUUCACCUUCGCAGGGCUUCCACGGCUGGGUGCCUUGCUGGGCACCGAGGCCUUGACGCUGGGGGCCAUGAGGCGGCUCCUGGACCAAUUCCAGCAGCGCCUGCUGUCGGGAGCUGGGGAUGUGGAUGCCGAUGACGCCUGGGUGGUCCAUGAUGCGGUCCUGCCGUGGCUGCAGCUGGGCGGCGACUUGACAUCCUUACGAGGCUGGCAGGCUGUGAACGAGAUGAUCUCGACGCAGCGCUUGCGCUUGCAGGGGUUUCUUGCCUCCGACGAAUUCACUGCCAUCCUGGCGUCAAGCACAGCCAAGGACAUUCCAACAGUCAGGCGGUACCAGGAAUCCCUUCAAGCGUUCCGCAUUCGAGGCCUUGGAAGCGAGCACUCCUGGAGAUUGCUGAAAGCUAUAGGUGUGGAGAGGGCCCUUGAGGAUGACGCAGUGUUGCAUGCAAGCGCUGUCGGUGGCACAUGUCAAAGCCCGAAAAGUACAAAAGUGGAUGGUAGGGGCGAGCGGCAGAACUGGUGUUUCUUCAGAUCAACCAUCUGUGCCAAAAGUGGUUCUGUCAGUGCGCGGGAAUCGGGGCGCUUGCUCAACAGUACAAUGGUGAAAUAUCGAGAGGAUUGUGCAGGCUUGGUUCACGUGAAGCUGCACCAUGACCGAGUGGACCACCGCGCAUGGGAUGCAGAGUUCCGAGCGCUGGCAAGAACCGCGGCAGCUGCUCGAGCCUUGCUCCAAGAGGCACCUGACCCGGACGAAGGAUCCGUCGAAGAGGAAGCAGCAAAGCUCUUUGCAAGUGGUGCGCGUCCAGAAGUGGACCUUUGCGGACCUGGCAGGGAGGCAGAGGCCAUGGUGGAAGGCAAAUUGGAGCUCUUCAUGACAGAGGUGCCCUGCUUGUCGUGCAUGUGCGCGAUGGCGCAGUUCCGCCAGCGCUUCCCCUUCAUAAGCUUGCACGUGUCUUGGGACGGCCUUCCACCUGAGGAGCACUUUGCAACAUGA
Messenger RNA from Effrenium voratum, 2517 nucleotides. Lineage: Eukaryota; Dinophyceae; Suessiales; Symbiodiniaceae. The record is from the annotation of a GenBank genome assembly.